Messenger RNA from Seminavis robusta, 543 nucleotides. The record is from the annotation of a GenBank genome assembly. Lineage: Eukaryota; Bacillariophyta; Bacillariophyceae; Naviculales; Naviculaceae.
AUGCCGUCAUUGCCAACGUUCACCUGUACCGUUAGAGCACGAGGCGUGUACGGACUAUGCACCAGCCCCAAGCAGCUUUACCAACGGUGCUACCGUGACAUUCUCCUGCACAUGGAACUCACUCCAUGCAAAAAGGAUCCUUGCUGCUUUUUGGGACCUAAUGCCCUUCUGUGUAGCAGCUUUGUGGAUGACUGCUCCUACUGGGCCAAGAGCAAUAAGACCAUGGCCUGGUUUGAGGCUGAAUUGCAGAACCAACUCAAGCUACUUGACAUCUUGCAAGAUUCUUCUUAUGCAUUUACUAAUAAUUCUACAUGUAUUAGACAGGACUCCUGUAUAAUACAUGUUCCAUCCAUGGAACAAGACAUCAGGCACAAACUGAUACAGUGCAAGGAGGAAGUUGAAGAUAGCCUACAAAUGGCAGAAGACGUGAAUUCAAGGCCAGACACCACCUUCCAAAGUCUGCCUUCAGGCAUCUCUGAGUCCACUGUUGAUGAUGGACAAAGUCAUGAGGAAUGGUUGCGUUAUAUUGCGACUGCCAGUUAG